AUAUUAAUUCUUGCCUGAAAGCAAAAGCAACUAUUUGCUCAUUUGCUGAUUAUCUGUAUGGAUAAAAAACUUUGGAUGUAACAAGAAAAAGCUUCCUUCACUUUUCAGCUUUGUCAUUAGUUUUGAAUGCCCCUAACCAAGUAGUGACUGUGUAACAUGCAAGCCACUGAUCCUAGGGAAAGCUCUCAUGCCUUUCACCAGCCUCAGAAUGGCAGCAGCCAUAAAUCGUCUGGCUAUGUCCCUGGAAGAAUUGCUCCAUUCCGGCCUCCACCCCCUCCAAAGAACCAGGCUUCAGCCAAAUUUACCUCUGCAAGACAGGAAACUCGUGCAACAGUAGCCUCUUCAUCAGAUGUGCAACGCCACCAAGCAGAAUCAAGCCGAAAGAAGAGGCACAAAAAUACGCUCAUUUGCUUUGCCAUGUCUAGCUUUUCAUUUUUUCUUGCACUUGGGAUUAUUUUGGGGAUCGCAUCAAAAUAUGCACCUGAUGAAAACUGUCCUGAUCAGAAUCCUCGCCUUAAGAAUUGGAAUCCUGGACAUGAUAAAGAGAAGAAAAUUGUGCUUCAGCAAGGAGAUCUGUUUCGUCUGAAUGUGGAUGCUACAGUGCACUCGAUAGUUAUACAGGAUGGGGGAUUGCUUGUCUUUGGUGAUGAUGAAAAUGGAUCCAGAAAUAUUACACUGCAAACACAUUUUAUCCUGAUAAAGGAUGGUGGAGCGCUUCAUAUUGGAGCAGAGAAAUGCCGUUAUAAAUCCAAAGCAACAAUCAUCUUGUAUGGCAAAAAGGAUGAAGGUGAUUAUGUGCCAACAUUUGGCGAAAAGUUUGUGGGUGUGGGCCCUGGUGGAACACUGGAAUUGCAUGGAUCUCAGAAGUUAGCGUGGACUUCUCUGUCAAAGACUGUAUAUUCUUCAGGGCUGGCCUCUGGUUCAUAUACAUUUGAAAAGGAGUUUUUCCGAGGUCUAAAUGUGAGAGUCAUUGACCAGGACACUGCACAAGUUUUAUCUGCAGAGAGGUUUGAUACUCACGAAUCUCAAAAUGAUAGCAGGAAACUUCAGGAUUUUCUAAAAGCCCAAGAUAUUGGCCGAAUUGUUGCUAUUGCUGUGGGAGACUCCGCUGCUAAAAACCUACUGGAUGAAACCAAAACAACCAUACAGAAUCUCCUGGGAAGUAAGCUCAUCAAAGGAUUGAGUUAUAGGCAGGCUUGGGCUUUAGUUGGCGUAAUUGGUGGUGGACAGUUGUCUUGCAAUGAGUCUGUGAAAGACUAUGUAAACCAUAAUACAGGCAAAGCAAUUGCACAAAGAGAAUUUGUUACACUGGAUGGCCAGAGGUUUGCUGUGAGAGCUUUCAGUGAGUGGAUUGAUGGUGUUCCAAAGUGGGGUUUCCAGAUUGAAGCCGUGGAUGGAGUGAUACUGGAUCUCUCAGAAGAUGUUAGUAUGUGGAAUCCUGAAGACCAAAUUGUUGUCGCAAGUACUGAUUAUUCUAUGUACCAGGCAGAAGAAUUCAGCCUGCUUCCUUGUCCAGAAUGCAACAAAUACCAAGUCAAAGUUAGAGAAAUUCCUCAGUUCCAUCAUAUAGGAGAAAUCAUUGAUGGAGUGGACAUGAGAGCUGAGGUUGGAGUUCUUACCAGGAACAUUUUAAUAAAGGGAGAGAUGGAAGAUUCCUGUUAUACUGGUAAAGAGUGCCGGUUCUUCAAUUAUGAUACUUUUGGUGGACAUAUCAAGAUUCUGAAGAAUUUCACAUCUGUUCAUUUGUCCUACGUGGAACUUAAACAAAUGGGUCAGCAGGUGCAUGGAGCUUACCCUGUUCACUUUCACCGCUGUGGAGAUGUGGAUGAGAAAGGAGGGUAUAACUACCAGACUUACGUAGAGGGCCUCUCAAUUCAUCAUUGUUUCUCCAGAUGUGUUACCAUUCAUGCAACAAAUGGCUUGCUGAUAAAAGACAGCAUUGGCUAUGACACACUGGGCCAUUGUUUUUUCUUGGAGGACGGCAUUGAACAGAGAAAUACGCUGUUUCGUAACCUGGGGCUAGUCACCAAACCAGGCACACUGCUUCCAACAGACAGAAAUAGCACCAUGUGCACAGCCAUCAGAGAUCAUGUCUAUGGGAAUUAUGAGCCAGUACCAGCCACAGACUGCAUGGCUGUUUCAACAUUUUGGAUUGCUCAUCCCAACAACCACCUUAUAAAUAAUGUAGCUGCAGGAUCACAGGAUGCUGGAAUAUGGUAUAUUUUUCACAAAGUACCCACAGGAGAGUCUCAUGGAUUAUUUCCUGAAACCAAAGCUGAACUUACACCACUAGGAAUUUUCUAUAACAACAAGGUUCACUCAAAUUUUAAGGCUGGUUUAUUUAUUGACAAAGGUGUUAAAACAACCAAUGCAAGUGCCACAGAUAAAAGGGAGUAUCUGUCAUUGGACAAUAAUGCAAGGUUUCGACCACACCAAGAUGCAAAUCCAGAGAAACCCCGUGUUGCUGCUCUCAUAGACCGGCUAAUCGCUUAUAAAAACAAUGACCAUGGGGCCUGGAUCAGAGGAGGGGAUAUCAUAAUUCAGAACUCUGGGUUUGCGGACAAUGGAAUAGGCUUAACCUUUGCCAGUGAUGGAAGCUUCCCAAGUGAUGAAGGCUCCAGCCAGCAAGUCUCAGACUCCCUCUUUGUUGGUGAAAGCAAGAAUUAUGGCAAUGCAGGAGGCCAAAACAAAUACUGGGGCACUGGAGGAGUAAACAAUAAAACUCGUGCUCUGCCUAGAAAUCGGACUUAUCCAAUUCGAGGCUUUCAGAUUUAUGAUGGACCUAUUUGUCUCACCAAAUGCACGUUCAGCAAUUUUGUACCAACUCCAGACAGAUUCACUAGUGCAAUUGGGUUCCUAAUGAAAAACACCUGGCAAAUUACACCUCAAAACAAUAUAUCCCUAGUAAAGUUUGGUGAAAAUGUUUCUCUGAAAGUAUUUUUUGGUAAGCCUGGCCCUUGGUUUGAGGAGGCUGAUCUUGAUGGUGACAAGAACUCAAUCUUUCAUGAUGUAGAUGGAUCUGUGACUGGAUACAAGGAUACCUAUGUUGGUAGAAUGGAUAACUACCUGAUUCGACAUCCAGACUGUAUUAAUGUUACCAUGUGGAAUGGUGUGGUCUGCAGUGGCACCUACGCACAGGUAUAUAUCCAGACACGAAAUCCACAGAAUCUUACUAUGACUAUGGUGCGGGAUGAAUAUCCAUCAAACCCUUUGGUACUGCGAGGUAUUAAUAAUCAGAAAGCUGACUUCCAGCAGUACCAGCCUGUUGUGAUGCUUCAGAAGGGAUAUACAAUACAUUGGAAUGGACAGGCCCCACAGACAACGUUCCUUUACCUCAUUAACUUCAAUAAGAAUGACUGGAUUCAGGUUGGCCUCUGUUACCCACCGGACACCUCUUUUCAAGUAACCUUUGAUGUAUUCCAAAGGCAGGCAUCUGCUUACCAUAAUGUGGAAGACUAUGUUCCUGUAUCUUCAAUGGCAGAACUGAAGAAGCGUCGAACAGAGAAAAUAUUUUAUUUUGAUAACAGCACUGGGUUGCUGUUUUUAUUUCUUCAAGCCAAAUAUCACAGGGAUGGCCACAGUUACUGUUCAUCUCAGGGAUGUGAACGAGUAAAGAUUCAGGCCAGUUUUCAGUCAUGGCCUAUUAGUAACUGCUUAAUGAAAGCUUAUCCAAAGUAUUUUCAGAAGCCAACAGUUGUGAAAAGAAUGCCGAUGAAAAUGACAAGUUCCUGUCAAAAAUGUGGCUCAUCUCAGAUGGCAUUUAGCAGUGACCCUCAUAAAGCCUACCUCCUUGUGAAAAUACAGUCCCCUGAUAAGAUAGAAUUGCAAAGGAACCAAGAAUAUUUCAUCUCAGUCAAUGGCGUUAAGUCUCCAUUGAAAGGUGUGGGUGUGCUCACUGUAGUCAUUGAUGCCUGUACUGGCAAAGUAACAAAAGAAACAUUUUUCUCUGAAGCAAACCUCCAGAACCUAGAAGAUUAUAUAAAAACUCAAAUUCCCCAAAGGUCUAUCGUUCUGUUAAACACCCGAGGGAAUAUAAAGAACCUUAACAUUUCUCAAGUCUUGAUGAGCCUGGGAGCAGUAAAACCAUCAAGUCUUCAAAAUCUGGGGACCAUUAGCUUUCUGGGGUUCAGAGGAAACUUUAAACCAUCUUGGAUAAAGCUGUUUACCAGUCCUGCAGGGCAGGGCCUUGGUCUUAUAGAAAAAUAUAUCCCUUUACAGUUGGAAGAGUAUGGUUGCACCAGGAUAAACAGUAGCCGAAGGAAAGAUUUGGAACUUUUAAGGCAGGCUCUAAGAACACAGUAGAAAUUUAAGGUGCAGGCACGGAGCAGAUGGCCAGGAAAGAGCGGCCUCUGGCCAGGAUUGUGCUGGGACCUCAGUGACCACAUGGCCUGCUCCCAAACCAGGAUGCCACCUGCAGUCCCAAGGAGUUGAUUUAAAACAAAUCCUUUUUGAUCUGGUGCUUUGGACCACAGUGUAGCCUCAGUGCAGCUUCCAGCCAUUUUGGACCAUGUGUCAUUUAAACACCAUGCCCCCAAAGUAGUCUGAUCUGUUCCAGCUACAUUUUACGUUUAUUCUUGCUAACUUUCCCUUCCUUAAAAAGGCAUACAAGUCUGUGAGUCCGACAUUUUCUGAGUGCCAAGAUCUCGCAGAAGAAACCAUGUUCUGAGGACUUUGGGCUUCAUCAGUAAGGUCUCUUGAGCAUAUCUAUACCCCAGUUAUAGAAGUCUGAAUACAGUAUCAUUAGAGAUAGGCUGCAUGCAGCACAAAAGGAUACUCCAUAUCUCUUCCUAUUACUUGAACUACAAUUCUGUGGGAACAUGAGACCAUCAAUACUGAUGCUACUCAAGGAGGCAAAGCUUGACUUAAAGGUGAACUGUUGUUUUUUACAGAUAGUCUGCUGUAAGAUCUAAUUGAUGACUAACACAGCAAAGAGAAAAAUCAGCCCAGCCUACUAGGCAGCAGGGGGAAUCUCUUUUCACAUUUGUUUGAAUACUGUUUUUCAAAACCUUCUUAAAUUGAAUUUUAUUUUUAUGUCUUUCAAGUCAUUGGAGAGAGAAGGAAAAAGGAGUAAUUCCAAUAUUCUUACCUCACAUUCCCUUCCUAAUUCCUGUAUUUUAAACAACGCCCUGUGUGAAAUAGGAUUUUCCUGUAUUUCCCUGUGCCCUCCAAAAUCAUCUCCAGAUAUUUGAGGACGUAGAGAAUGAUUGCAGGAAGGAACAAUUGAAAGCAGAGUUGUUGUGAAUCAGUCUUCUCCUCCCCGUGAUGAACAGAAUGACAACUCCUUGCCUUUCUGAAGGCUACCAUGCCUUUCUGAAGGCUACCACACUAACAAAUUGCCCCUUGCUUCAUAGAUCUCCACUGGGGGUUUUCAGCAUGUCUUCUUUUUGAUCCAUCAGUAAGAAGGAUCCUUUAACUCUGCUUUCUGAAAAAGUCUUUUUUUUACUGCAUAUCCAGAUUUUGAACUUGGAUUACUCUUAACUGGUCAAGAGUUGUAUUUUUAUUUUCAAACUAUGAAUGCUAUUUUCCAUAGGUCUCAAGCAGUAAUUCUGCAUGAGUUGAGCUCCCACCCUGUGGAGUGAUAUCCCAGAUAUGAAGACUGCUUUGUGAACUUUGGUUGGGGUGGGCAAGUGUAAAGGGAAAGGAAUUUUUAUUCUUUUUUGUCUACUGGGGCAGUAUACUCACAGGAGUAUAUACAGGUGGGGAAAGUGUACCAGCACUUGUCCAGACAGUCUUAAGAGGAGGAAAUAUUCCUUUCCAUGGGAAAAAAACCCCAGUCCCUGAAUUUUGAGCAGCAGCUAAAAACUACUCUCUAGAUACCUAGAACAAGUUUUCAGCUUUUAACCCACAUGACAUUUUGGACAUGAACUUUUGCAAUCCAUGACCAUUGGCAAUUUUGCCUUGGCCUUCUGGAAGUUGAAGCCCAAAAUGUGUGAAAAACCAAAUGUUAGGAACCACGGACGGAGACUACACUUAUAGUAAUUUCCCCUUUCUUUUAAUCCUUUCCAAAAUCCCUAAAUACCCACUGGGAACUCUACAACUUGCAAAACAAAACAAUCUUAAGCUUUGUUAACUUCCAAGACUGCAGCUUGUACUGUAACGAUAUUUGUUAGUUAUUAGGGUGCAGCAGGCCUUGGUCUCAUGCAGCAAAAACAACAUACAUAUCUGUACUUUUGGAAAUUGUUACAAGUAGAAAUGGAAAUGGUUACAGGUAGUUUUAAUAGUACUGGAAAUAUUGGUAACUAGAUACUAAAUCUGCAUGUUUGUUUACAUGUGCAAGAAUAUGAUGCAUAUUUUAAUCUGUGGUGAGAAUUUUAGUCAAGCAAUUGUUUCAAGUCAUAUGAAGACUUUAUCAAGAACAACAAAGGCAUGUAAGGUGAAAAAAAUCACAAAGAAUGCAUAUGGAACAACUGCAAGUCAUGAGCACACAGAUUCCCAGACACAAUUACUCCUACUCCUCCUCGAUUAUUAUUUAAGGUUAUGUUUGUGAAUACAAAUAUCAUACAAGGAUUUAUUGAGGAGAACACUGAAGUAUAACUAAAAAUAUGAGGAUCAGUUUUCUAUUCAUUUUUCUAUAGGUUAUCAUGAUUCCAUAUGUCAUUCAGUUACGCCUCUUUUUAGUCAGGUAGCCCUCCUAUGGGCAUUGUAUAUUUGAAUACAAAGUAUAAAAUAAGCUUUUGCAGAUACUCAUAAAAUAUGUAUUUUUUCAAACAAACAUGCCUUUUGUGCAAGAAUUACAGAGGAACUGGGUUGGUUUGUCAUGUUGCCUUUACACAAUAUGCUACCUCAGUCAUUGCCAAUAAAUCAUUCAUGGUAAUAAC
Molecule: messenger RNA, 6818 nt
Organism: Sceloporus undulatus (fence lizard)
Lineage: Eukaryota; Metazoa; Chordata; Lepidosauria; Squamata; Phrynosomatidae
Gene: CEMIP2
Product: cell migration inducing hyaluronidase 2
Exons: 25
Coding region: 157-4302 (1381 amino acids)
Source: RefSeq, a predicted model, not a curated record